UGGGUGGCACACUGGUGUAGGUGUUCGUGAACUUCACUGGUAUGGCUGUGCUGGACCCGGAAGCGACCCGUUUGGAGGAGCGCUAAGAUGCACACAGCUGCGCAUUGUUAUGUACGGACUGAAAUGGCAUAGGGGAGGAGUUAAAAACACGAAAAACAGGACUGUAAAUAAAUGGUCCUGGGGGGACGGCUCUCUUCGUGCAGGAAGAAUCGAGUGUGGAAGAAGUCGACUGGUCUGGAAGCUGGUUGGAGGAGGUUAGCUACACGGGAGAGUUAAUGCCAACAUGGCAGGAGACGGCAAAGGCCCAGGAACAGGUGGCGAAUUCAAGAGAGAAGCGCAGAGACAGAGUGAAGUAAACAAGAAGCUAAAGUACUUCAGCUUGGCCAUCCUGGUGGUCCAGAAUGCAUCUCUCAUCCUCAGCAUCCGCUAUGUGCGCACGUUGCCUGGGGAUCGCUUCUUCGCCACCUCAGCCGUAGUCAUGGCAGAAGUGUUGAAGGUCCUCACCUGCCUAGUCAUCAUUCUGUUCCAGAAAAGAGGGAAUGUGAGGGAUUUCAUAAUACUUCUUUAUGACUCCAUCGUCAUUCAGUAUUUGGAUACGCUAAAACUGGCAGUGCCGUCCCUCAUUUACACUCUGCAGAACAACCUUCAGUAUGUUGCCAUCUCCAACCUGCCCGCAGCCACCUUCCAGGUGACAUAUCAGCUGAAAAUCCUGACCACAGCCCUUUUCUCAGUCCUGAUGUUGCGGAAGAGCCUCUCUCGAGUGCAGUGGGUCUCCCUGGUUCUGCUGUUUGCUGGUGUUGCCAUUGUGCAGGUGGAGCAAGAAGGGAAACAGAAGGAGACAUCUGUUGCAAGCACAAGUCAGAACUAUGCCAAAGGCCUUGUGGCCGUGGUCGUGUCAUGCCUGUCCUCAGGGUUUGCUGGGGUGUACUUUGAGAAGAUAUUGAAGGGCAGCUCGGCCUCUGUCUGGAUGAGGAAUGUGCAACUGGGAAUCUUUGGCACAGCCUUGGGCUUGUUGGGUUUGUGGUGGAACGAUGGUGCUGCCGUUACCGAGAAGGGCUUCCUGUUCGGUUUCACACCCAUGGUGUGGGGUGUGAUCUUCAAUCAGGCCUUUGGGGGCCUGCUGGUGGCUGUGGUGGUGAAGUACGCAGAUAACAUCCUGAAGGGUUUCGCAACGUCCUUCUCCAUCAUCGUUUCAACUGUCACCUCUGUCUACCUCUUCGGGUUCCACGUGGACCUCCUCUUCACGCUGGGUGCUGGUCUGGUCAUAGGAGCAGUCUACAUGUACAGCCUGCCCAAAGCGGUUGUGCACUCCUCCUCCUCCUCCUCCGCUUCCACUGUCUCUGCUUCUGCCCACAACAGGAGCCAUUUGUCCAACGGUGACGGAGAUUCGGAAAGAGACGAUUUCCUCCCAAAGUUCCCAGAAAAAGAAAAGGGAAACUAGGAAUUUUCUAGACACAUGAUGGAAAGCUCGGAAUUUCAAGAGAAGACUUCACUCAACACUCCAAGGCCACACCAAAGAAUUCCAAGAACGAGUGUUCAUUUGUAUGUGCCUUCAACUGUUUGUCAAUAUACAGUGUUUCUAUGCAGCAAUUUUCGAUGACUGUUUUGCAGAUAACAUUCUAACUACCUUUCAUAUCAGAUGCAUGCAGUGUGUACGGUUUUAUGAAAUGCUGGAACACUAAGGAUCUACCA
Messenger RNA from Scleropages formosus (Asian bonytongue), 1692 nucleotides. It is a transcript of the gene slc35a2, whose product is annotated as solute carrier family 35 member 2. Lineage: Eukaryota; Metazoa; Chordata; Actinopteri; Osteoglossiformes; Osteoglossidae. The coding region runs from base 284 to 1441 and encodes 385 amino acids. Gene Ontology annotation, biological process: pyrimidine nucleotide-sugar transmembrane transport. Gene Ontology annotation, cellular component: Golgi membrane. The transcript has 5 exons. The record is from RefSeq and is a predicted model, not a curated record. Gene Ontology annotation, molecular function: pyrimidine nucleotide-sugar transmembrane transporter activity.